GAUAAACUCAUGAGUUUUUGUCAACUGUUUGUCAAUUGUUUGGGAGUAUCUCGGAUAAAAUUAUGGAGUCGUCUGCUAGUGGAAAAUGUUUAGGUAAAACAUAGAACAUUUUGUCAUGUAUGUGCAUCAAUAAUCAGUGAACGUAAGACAAUGUAUGCGCAAGGAAGCACAUCAGCUGAUCCAUUUAUUGCUGCGUUUGGAAAUCCGUUGUUGGAUUUGUGUGUAAUUAUUAAUGACAGUGAAAUUUUGAAUAAAUACGGUCUGCAGAUCGACGGACAGGCGGAAAUUACCGAAGAAGAAUUAGGCAUAGUAGAUGAUAUUCGAGUAAGAUAUUCGCCGCAGUACAGUGCGGGUGGAGCAGCGCAAAACUCAUUACGGGUAUUUCAGUGGCUCGUUAGAGAGCCAUUUAAGUCGGUCUACUUCGGUGGUAUCGGGACCGAUGACCGAGGUGCGCUUCUUGAACGCCUAGUAAAAGAUGCUGGCGUCAGUACCAGAUAUUCGUACAAUCCUGGUUAUCCCACUGGAACUUGCAUUGCUCUCAUCAAUGGUGAGCACAGAUCACUGGUUGCUCACAUUGGGGCAGCAACCAAAUAUGACGGUUCAUUACUGGAUAGCAAGGCUGUAACUAAAUUACUAGAGCGUAUAAAAGUGUUGUACAUCGAAGGCUUCUUCUUGACUCACAGUUUUCCGGUGUGUGUUAGACUCAUUGAGAUAUGCAAAGUAAACAAGAUACCUUUAAUCUUCAAUUUAAGUGCUCCGUAUGUUUGUGAAAGUCAUACACAUGAGGUAACUGAGCUUGUUAAGGGUGCUAACAUCAUAUUUGGAAAUAGUGCAGAGUUUUAUUCCCUUGCCAAGCAGUUGAAUAUUAAAAACAGUAGCUUAAAAGAUAUUGUUGUGAAACUUAGAGAAAAUUUUAAUAAUUCUCUUGCUGAGAGUAAACUGCAGCAUUGUGAUGUAUCACAGAUCUUGAAGGAAGGGAAAUUGAUUAUUGCUACUCAGGGCAAAAAUUCUGUUAUUUGUGUUUAUGGGAAAACAAAUACAGUUUUAGAAGUAAAAGUUGUAGAAAUGGAUCUCUCACAAGUGAAAGACACCACAGGUGCUGGAGAUUCUUUUGUGGCUGGUGUUCUUGCAGGUAUCUUUCACAACUGCAGUCUGGAAACCUGCAUUCAUUUGGGAUGUUGGGCUGCUCAGGAAAUUAUUAAGCAGAUUGGCUGUACAGUCCCUCCUUAUCCUCCAGACGGUGCAAGAAAGUUUUUAGAGGGGUAAUGUUUUGAAAUUGUGAUCUGAGUAGAAUACUUGAUUAUUUUGGGAUCUAGAUUUAAAUAAAGUGUUACAAAAAAUAAAAGCAAUUUGUUAUAGUUUCUUUCACUUAAAGACUGCAGAACCCUUUUCUACAUGUGAAUCUCAAAGCAUCAUAUAGUUUGUGUGUACCUGAGUAAAACUGUUAAGUCAAAUUUCAAUAUUUUAUUUUAUUUGUAACCACGGAGAAAUUUUGCAAAGAAGGUUGAGGGAUAUCUUUACAGAGCUGGUGUGUGGAGAAUAAUUGAAGUAUCAUACAUGAGCAUGUAUGUGUUGAUUUAAUUACCUUUUUAACAAAAAUAUAAUGGAGUGAAGUACAAACCAUGCCACUAUUUGAGCCACUGUCUACAUAUAAGUAUUUCUAUUUGAUACUUUGGUUGAGGAGUUGUCUCACUGUGCUCAUAUAACUCCCAAGUGCAAUAUUGUCAUCAUAUAAUGCUGAAGAAUGAACAACAGUGAAAUUAACCAUUGAACAGGUGCACCUUUGUAUAAAGUGUGCCGACCACAAAUAACAUUGUCUUCUACCAUUUCAUUAUUGCUUUAGCUAACUGAGUGCUAAGUUGUGUUGUCAUAUGUCCAAGUGAACAGCAGUAAUAUAAAAUCAGCUGCAUGCUAGGUGAGAAAAAAUUUAUAAUCCAUAAAAGAAAAUGUCGCAGAUUCUGACCUAGUGGCACAAUCCUACAACGAGGCAUUUGUAUGUGAGACAAUUAGCAGUCUAAUAAGUGAUUGGCUGUGAUCCGAUGCAACUGCACUGUUUAAUGCUUCAAGUGUGUCAUUACUGUGGGGUAAGAAUUGUAUGCAGUAUCAGACUGAUAUAAUGAAAGUUUAUUUUAUUAUUUUUUAAUUAAACUGUGAUUUUGUUCAUUUAUGCUUACCUUGGUAACAUGAAAAUGUUAAAUGUAUACAAAGUGUGCUGUGUGCCUGCUUGAGGGUUAAUUGCACCUGAGAUAUGUGAACAGUUUUUCAUGGAUGAUAUUCAUAUCAGUAAGAAUUGUCAGUCAUCCAUAACAUUAUCACAUUGUGGAGUAAUGUUGUGGCUCUAUUGUUGCAUUUCGCAGAAUGUUUUCUUUUAUUCUUAGUUACUUAGAAUAAAAAUAUGAUUUCCUUCCUUACAGUGUCAAUACUACUUAUUGUGAUUGGAUUUUAUUUUUGCUUUUUCUGAGAAUAUUACCUGUUGUGCUAAUGUUCUAAUUCUUUAAGUAAACAAAAUGCAGAAUGAAAUUUUCACUCUGCGGCAGAGUGUGCACUGAUAUGAAACUUCCUGGCAGAUUAAAACUGUGUGCUGGACCGAGACUCGAACUCGGGACCUUCGCCUUUCGCGGGCAAGUGCUCUAACCGAAGCACAACUCACAAUCCGUCCUCACAACUUCAUUUCCGCCAGUACCUCAUCUUCUACGUUCCAAACUUCACAGAAGCUCUUCUGCGAACCUUGCCCGCGAAAGGCAAAGGUCCCAAGUUCAACUCUCGGUCUGGCACACAGUUUAAUCUGCCAUGAAGUUUCAAACAAAAUACAGAUGUUUGUUGCUAGCCCACAAUUCUAAGGCAGAAUCAUUCAAAUCCAAGGUGAAGUCUGCAGAAAGUGAACUUCUUGUUAAAAUAAACUAUAAUAUGAGCUGCUCGGAGUACUAUUAGUGUGUUCUACAGGAGAAGGAACUUCUAAAGGCUGAUACAUCAGACAACAAGUACGUCUAUAAAUUCCAGUCCCAAGCCCAUUGAUUUUCACCUAUGUAUAUGGUAAAGAACUGCUAACUUCCAAAUAUUUUAAGUUUCAAGUAGGGCAAUUGUUUAGCUUCUGUGUGAAGAUAAAAACUUGAUGAACAUUAGUAAGAAUUGCACGUGUAAUCUAUCAAGUGCAACCUUUUGCUUGAAAUGUCUCAAGUUUUGAAUUGCCAGUUGUGACAACCCUACCUCCAAUGUUUCUCCAACAAACACAUUGUGUGAAGAACCUAGCUUUGCACCUUUAGUAUAUAGUGCAGACAUUUUCAAUAACAUCCAUUCACAUUUUUGACAAUCCUAGUCACAGAUGUCAGCAAAAUGCCAAGAUACUGUCAACAAUAGCAUGUUUCUAAGAAACGAACCUUCGCAGAAAUAUGCAUAGCCUGCAGCGAAAUCCUGAAUGAUUUUGUAUAAAUAAGAUGUGUUUUUAAUGAGACAAAUAAGUCAGGAAAUGACCAAUUACAGAAUUUCAGUCUGUCUGAACAGUGUUAUGACGAAACAAGCUGGAAUAAUUUUACUUCCCCUCUUGUUUUGCCAUCUGCAUCCUUAAAAUUCAUUUUUUCAUGUCAGACUAAUUACCAUUAACAUACGUGAGUAUAAUCUGCAUUUCCAUAAAAGAGAAAGGUUGUACCUCAGUUUUAAAGAAUAUAACACCAGAUCUAAUUUUGCGCUUAGUUUUAUGUAUAUAAUUGAUUUUUUAAUUUAUUUUGACUAUUCCUAGUGAGUAUCUUUUGUUGUAGAGUGCAAUCAGUAACUGUUGCGUAACUUAAAUUCUAUAGUUGAAUUAUAAACAAGUAUUCGAAAACAUGUUAGCAAAGCCCUUGAUGAAUUCCAAAGUAAUUAACAGUUUUGCCAGAAGUGUUGUUUGCGUAACAAUAUCUGUUAAUUUUAUCACACAAACAAAUAAUGCCGCUUAACCCAUUUAGGAGAAGAAACUGUUAAAAAGAAGGAAGUUUUUCAUGUAUUCACUUAAUUUAAUGAUUUAUGUUUGAAUUGUAAUUUCUAUAAAGUAAACAUAUAACAAUGUGUGUUUUAGUGCCUAUUAUUGUGAGAAUAUAUAAGGGCCUGAGACAGUCAGUCCACGGUCGAGUUUCAGACGAUGAACAUGUAUUGGUUAGAUCAACUUAACUGUGAAACAAGUAUAAUAUAAAUAGGCCGUGUGUUAAAACAA
Molecule: messenger RNA, 4186 nt
Organism: Schistocerca cancellata (South American locust)
Lineage: Eukaryota; Metazoa; Arthropoda; Insecta; Orthoptera; Acrididae
Product: adenosine kinase-like
Exons: 3
Coding region: 151-1266 (371 amino acids)
Biological process (GO): purine ribonucleoside salvage
Cellular component (GO): nucleus; cytosol
Molecular function (GO): adenosine kinase activity
Source: RefSeq, a predicted model, not a curated record